AAAGAAUGAACUUCAAUCCAAUGGUCUCAAGAUAAUGGUUGUUGUUGAGUAGGCUACAUUUGGUUACAGUAACAGAUCGCGCGCCACCCGUUUUCAAACUAUUUUGUCGGUACAGUUGAUGAUACAGUUGCAAGAGCAAGAUACUUUCUGUUUGCAUCAUUACUAUACUGGAAGAUGUCUACAGUGAAACUCUCAGAGGGUACAAUGACUGUGGACAUUUGCGGUGGGACUCCGCUGUUCUACCGACAGGGUGAACCAGGAACGGGAGAGCCUCGCCUCUCUGUGCUCCUGUUGCAUGGUAUCCGCUUCUCCUCCGAGAACUGGCUCAAUAUCGGCACCCUUGAGACAUUGGCAAAGGCUGGCUGUCGAGCUGUGGCUAUUGAUCUGCCAGGCCUAGGGCAAUCGAAAGCUGCAGUGGCCCCAGCAACUGUUGGAGAGGUGGCCCCAGGAUCCUUCUUGAAGCAGGUGUGUGAGGGUCUUGGUCUGGGCCCAGUGGUGGUGGUGAGCCCCUCCCUCAGUGGCAUGUACUCCCUGCCUUUCCUCUUCCAGCAUGCCCCCCUGCUCAGGGCCUAUGUGCCCAUUGCACCUAUCUGCACUGACAAGUUCAAUGCCCAGGAGUAUGCCAGUGUCCAGACACCCACUCUAAUUGUGUAUGGAGACCAAGACACUCAGCUUGGGGAAUUGUCGAUGAGCAACCUCAGACACUUGCCCAAUCACAAAGUUGUAGUGAUGAAAGGAGCUGGGCAUCCCUGUUACCUUGACGACCCAGAGACAUGGCACAAGGCUCUGCUGGACUUCCUGCAGACAUUAUGAAAGAGUAACUCAAACAGAAACAGUCAGGAUGAACAGAAAACCCUAAUCAGGUAACAUGGAUGAAUCUACACACAGAAAGUGGUCUUCAUUUUGAUUAAUUUACUGUACAAUAGAAUUGGAAAGUGUAUCUAAUUAACACUAUCAUAUGACUAAAUUGCCAAAUACCCAACUUCAGGAAUUCCAUUAGGCAAAAUAGUAUUGGAAAGUGUACUGUAUCUGAUUAACGCUCUUAUGACUAACUGACCAAAUAACGUCAGAAAAUCACAUAUUUUUUAGAUUCCGUACUGCAUGCCCGUAAAAUUGUGUGUGUGUGUAUAUAUAUAUAUAUAUAUAUAUAUUUGUUUAAGUUGUCAAAGUGAAAUCAAAUACUAUACAACAUACUUUUAGACUUUAGCUGUAUGUUUGGAUAUGUUGAGUGUUGUAUUUCUAUGUAAUUACCAGUGUAAUCAUUGCUUCUGUUGUGAUAAGACGUAAACACUAAGAAGUUAUACUUUACAUGCCACACGAUACUAAAGAGCAAUGCUCGCACUUUGCAGACUAGACUAUGAAUCCACUGCCAUUUAAAAAGAGCUUCAUGUUAUGGAGGUCUUUAAGUGUGGUUUGUAUAUUCUCAACAUGUCCUGUGCAUACAUUAAAUGACUCAUAGGAUGUUUGAAAAAGGACACUGCACACUGAGCUGAAGUGAAAAAUAUGAACAUUAUUUAAUAACUGAUUCUCUGUAAUAAACAAUUUGAAAAUA
Messenger RNA from Alosa alosa (allis shad), 1552 nucleotides. RefSeq names its product abhydrolase domain containing 14B (gene abhd14b). Gene Ontology annotation, cellular component: cytoplasm. NCBI's taxonomy places the organism in Eukaryota, Metazoa, Chordata, Actinopteri, Clupeiformes, Clupeidae. The record is from RefSeq and is a predicted model, not a curated record. The transcript is spliced from 3 exons. The coding region runs from base 175 to 813 and encodes 212 amino acids.